Messenger RNA from Onychomys torridus (southern grasshopper mouse), 504 nucleotides. Its product is annotated as WAP four-disulfide core domain protein 6A. The record is from RefSeq and is a predicted model, not a curated record. Gene Ontology annotation, biological process: negative regulation of peptidase activity. Gene Ontology annotation, molecular function: serine-type endopeptidase inhibitor activity. Gene Ontology annotation, cellular component: extracellular region. The coding region runs from base 70 to 480 and encodes 136 amino acids. NCBI's taxonomy places the organism in Eukaryota, Metazoa, Chordata, Mammalia, Rodentia, Cricetidae. The transcript is spliced from 4 exons.
AGCAAGGGCCGGAGCCACUGACCAGCUCCUCCUGCUUGAACGACUCCAGCCAGGCUACUGCUUCCUAAAAUGAGACUCUGGGGACUUCUGACAUUCCUGGUCCCUUUCAUCUUCCUAUGGGGCAUCUGGGAACCUGAGCUGGCUGAGGGGUUCCUAAUGAAAUCAUGCCCAAGAGUCAGAAUAAAGUGUGAAAUCGAAGAAAGAAAUGAGUGUACGAGGCACCGACACUGUCCAGACAAGAAGAGAUGCUGCAUAUUCAGCUGUGGAAAGAAAUGCUUAGACCUCAGAGAAGAUAUAUGCAGUCUGCCACCAGAUCCGGGCCCCUGUUUGGCUUACUUACCGCGCUGGUGGUAUAAUAAAGAAACUGAGCUCUGUACCGAAUUCAUCUAUGGUGGUUGCCAAGGGAACCCUAAUAACUUCCAGACUGAAGCUAUGUGUAGAGUUGUCUGCAAAAAGAAACGCCAAUAUUCCUGGAUAUGAUAAGGUUGAGCUGGAAGAAGCUCC